Messenger RNA from Colletotrichum paranaense, 369 nucleotides. RefSeq lists its product as uncharacterized. The coding region runs from base 1 to 369 and encodes 122 amino acids. The transcript has 2 exons. Lineage: Eukaryota; Fungi; Ascomycota; Sordariomycetes; Glomerellales; Glomerellaceae. The record is from RefSeq and is a predicted model, not a curated record.
AUGAAGUUCACAACAAUCCUUCUUGCCGUGCUGCCUCUGAUUGCCGCCGACGGAGGCCCCAAAGACCCAGAUAGUCUCCCAAGGGUACCACUUCCCCUUCACGAGCUGCCCGAAUGCUGGCAAGAGUGUCUACAGCUAGAGAAUAAUCACUACCCUCCCGAUAUCAACAAGGUCAACGUACACGACUUUUGCGUCGACAACGGCUACCAUCUCCGAUGGUGGUCUCUUCACUCUCUCGCAAGAUGCGCAGCGGGCAAAUGCAGUUGGGACGAAGGCAUGCAGUCACAAAGAUGGAUCUUCGACCUCUGUUGUUCGAACAAUUUCCCUCAAAUGGCAUCGGAUGACUACGACAUUACUUACAUGGCCUAG